Molecule: messenger RNA, 1228 nt
Organism: Catharus ustulatus (Swainson's thrush)
Lineage: Eukaryota; Metazoa; Chordata; Aves; Passeriformes; Turdidae
Product: receptor-type tyrosine-protein phosphatase U-like
Exons: 9
Coding region: 138-1172 (344 amino acids)
Biological process (GO): protein dephosphorylation
Molecular function (GO): protein tyrosine phosphatase activity
Source: RefSeq, a predicted model, not a curated record
ACUGCCGUGUGGUGCUGCAGCCCUCUGACUCUGGGAAUGGCUACAUCAAUGCCAGUUAUGUGGAUACCUACCGAAGUCCUCGCUUCUUCAUUGCAGCUCAAGGCCCCUUGGCUGGGACAGUGGUGGAUUUCUGGCACAUGGUCUGGCAGGAGAAGACCUCAGUCAUUGUGAUGCUGACGGGCUUAGUGGAGCAGAACAAGAUCAAGUGUGAGCAGUACUGGCCAGAGCAGGAGCAGGUCUACGGCGACUUCACCGUGACACUCAACAACACCUGGACCACCACAGGCCUUGUCAAACGCAUCUUCUGCCUGCAGAAGGCGGGCUGUGCUCUCCCAAGAGCAGUGGAGCAGUUUCACUACCUGCUGUGGCCGGACCACGGGGUGCCCAGGAACGCGUCGCAGCUGCUGUGCUUGGUGGAGGUGGUGAACAAGAGGGUGUUGGAAGCACCUGCUGGACCCGUGCUGGUGCACUGCAGUGCCGGGAUCGGGCGCACGGGCACCUUCAUCGCCCUGGACUUCCUCCUGAAGAUGGGCAAGGCUGAGGGGAAGGUGGAUGUGUUUCACUGCGUGCAGCAGCUGCGGGAGCAGCGGGUCGGCAUGGUGCAGACCAAGGAGCAGUACAGCUUCCUGUACGAGGCACUUCUCGAAGGCUUGCUCUGCGGCAACACUGCGGUCCCAGUGGAGAGCAUCACCCCCCUUGUCCACUCCCUUCGAGAAGAUGAGACCACAGGCCACCGCAGAGUCCUAGAGAAGGAGUUCAAGGCCCUGCAGAGAUUUUCUGAGUUGUUCCAGCUCCUGCCGUGCAGAGAAGCAGAGAACCCCAGAAACCAACCCAAGAACCGCAAGCCGGGGAUCCUACCAGCGGAUUCCUGCCGGCCCAUCCUGAUGUCCUCGGUGAACGCAGACGGCUCUCCAGCCUACAUCAACGCCGUGUUCGCCAGCGUAAGGCUCCGGCCGCCGCCGGACGGGAGCGGCUCCGGGCAGCGGGGACCCUCCUGCGCUGCCCUGCUCACGGCCAGGCAGAGCAUCCCGCCCGGGCUGAGGUGUCGCAGCCCUGGGGCUCCUGGCAGUGGCUGCUGGCCCUGCUGCCAGGAGAUGGCCCCCGCGAUCGGCGGAGCCCUGCCUGUGCCGGCAGCGCAGCAGCGUGUGCCGGACACAGCCCGUGGGAGCUGAGCCCGGGCUGAGCAGCUGAGGGGGCAGCGGGGAGAAAACCUGAGCUGCUCUGGGCA